Molecule: messenger RNA, 3897 nt
Organism: Chelmon rostratus (copperband butterflyfish)
Lineage: Eukaryota; Metazoa; Chordata; Actinopteri; Chaetodontiformes; Chaetodontidae
Gene: mapk8ip2
Product: mitogen-activated protein kinase 8 interacting protein 2
Exons: 14
Coding region: 1-3873 (1290 amino acids)
Biological process (GO): regulation of JNK cascade
Cellular component (GO): cytoplasm
Molecular function (GO): protein binding
Source: RefSeq, a predicted model, not a curated record
AUGGCGGACAGGGCUGAGAUGUUUUCCCUAUCCACUUUCCAUUCCCUCUCUCCCCCCGGCUGCAGGCCAGCCCACGACAUCAGCCUGGAGGAGUUUGAUGAUGAAGAUCUCUCUGAAAUCACAGAUGACUGUGGGAUUGGACUCAACUAUGAUUCUGAUCCGUACGAGAAGGACUCCCUCAUUCUGGAGAAGAAUGACAUGCACCACCCAGUCUGCUCCUUCCAGGAUGACUUCCAAGAGUUCGAGAUGAUUGACGACGAAGAUGAGGAUGAUGAGGAGGAAGAGGACGAGGAUGAAGAGGUUGACCCAGAUGCACCACCGUCCCCCUCUGCCUCCCCUCCUCCCUCCCCUACUCUUGGCACUCUGAAGAGCAGACCCACCACACUGAACCUCACCACUGCUGUGUCGCAGGAUUCACUGAAUAACAACAGUAGUCUGUCUCCAAAGAAAGGAAGCUGGCAGGACUCGUUACGCAACCCAGCCUCACAGGGCCGGCUGUCUCCAACCCACUCAUGUCUGGAGGAUGGUAGCCAUGUGACAGGCCAGUGCCCAACCUCUCCAGUUUCCCAGGCACCCGGGUCUCAGAGCAAAGGUACUCCACCAAAUCAGGCAGGGGAGGGCGGGAACCCCCAGUCACCUCACAGGCCCCUCCUUUGCGACAUGGAGGGCAACAGGCGGGAGAGGCCCGAAUACGGAUCAUUUGGUCAACACAAGUCCCACCCUUGCUCUGGCAGUGUCACCGAGCCAAAAGCAGACCCUUCAAUCCAGACAGCAAGGGUACCUUCUGUAGACGAGCACUCUCAGUGUUCAGACACAGAGGUGGACCAUGACCUCAACAGCGGCCACAACCACAAACACUCAAACCGGUGUGCUACCGACACCUACACAAUCACCAGCGAGUCAGGUAUGGAGCCGGAGAACGACCUAGACCCAGAUGGAACCAGCCGCUGCUUGUCAUCCACUGCACCCAUGGGAGUCAACGACGGUGCCGAUACACCCUUGUCUGAUGAGGAUUUGGAUAAGGACUUUGAAGUGGAGUUCAUGUGUAAGGAGACCUACGAUAUGGUGUGUAAGGAGUCAUCGUACGUGGAAUUCCCCUGCAUUGAACCCUCUGAGCCCGCCUCCUUCUCCAGUUAUGUGUCCUCCAGCCGCUCGGAUGCUCUUGACCAGUCCAACAGUUCAAAUACUCCAGCUUCUGCCAUGGAGGCAGGAGCCAACGACUCCACCUCUCCAUCCUCAGACCCAGGGAUAGCGGAUAUGAAUCAGCAGGGAUACUUGACUUCAGACCAGGACAAGGACCUCAGCUCUCCAGGCUCUGACUCUGACAUUGAAGGGGAGCUGGAGGCAGCGUUUGCCUGUGGAGGUCCUGUGGUCUCCAACAUGAUCUCCUCUAUCUCAGAGACAGAGCUGGACCUGACCAGUGAUGACAGUAGCAGUGGACGCUCGUCUCACCUCACCAACUCCAUUGAGGAGGCCAGCUCGCCUACAUCAGACCAGGAGCUGGACCCAGAUACAGAGUUAGAGCAAGACAGUGGCAUCGUGGGACUGAAGGCAUCUCUACUUCUGGGCCAGCCUGACCCAAUCAAAGAAGGGUCCCCUCUACCCUCUCCUUCCCCCCUACCCUCACCCACUAUUGCUACACCAUCCCCUGUUGACUCACCCAUCUUACCGCCUGAGGCCUAUGAUGAUGGUCAAGCUCUGAUGGGGCUGCAGAAUGUGGACGAUGAGCUGUCCUGUGAACACCAAGCUGACCCAGAUGAGACUCUGCCUCCAGCCCAACGCUGCGAAGACAGCCUGUCCAGACAGAUGGUGCUGCAGAUAGAACCAGACCACAGUCUAGAGUGCUUCAAACGCUCCUUCUACCUGCCAGUGGGACCCAGGCUAAUGCCCAGUGCAGACGAAUAUGAUGGAACCAGUGAGGGGGACUCUGAAUCAGAAAGUGAAGAUGACCUGAGCGAGAACUCAGACUCUCCCUGGCUGCUUAGCAACCUGGUCAACAGGAUGAUCUCAGAGGGCUCGUACCCAAUCAGUUGUCCCGAGGAGUGCUUCAAGAGGAAGGUGUCUGUGUCGGACACCAUCUCACCAUCCUCAGACAUCGGAGAUGGAGAUGGUUUCAAUGACGAGGACCAAGAGAAGAAAGCAGGGAUGGAGGGAUCAGAGGAGGAGGAGAAGGAAGGUGAAGGGUACAGGAAGGAUAGGAUGGAGCCAGGAGACAGGAGGAAGAGUGUGGAGUCUUCAAAUGGAGGAGCAGUGAUCAAUUCCUGUCUCUAUAUGAGCAACCCUACCAGUGACACCAUAGCCCCUCUAACUUUGGAGCGCUGUGCAAACAACGGGAGGGGAACCACAGAUUUCAACUCUUUGUAUAUGACUAAAGACUCUGAGAAGAACUUCACAGACAAAGCAUCUAAGAAUGCUAGGAGACAAGAGGAAGACGAAGAGCCCAAUAAUGACUUGAUGAUGCUAGAGGGGAGGAAGGAUCUGGACUCACCAAGCCUUAGUGAGAGUGUGGUCAGCGACAAGGAUGAAGGACGAGAGACUGAUCCCAGGCCAACGAGCCGCUCCUCUGCCUCUCUUGAGCGCAUCACCGAGGUUAAACACAGCCUGACACUGGACAUACCCACGGCCCAGACAAACCGCUGCUUCAGCCUCACCUACUCCACAGAUAAUGACGAAGAAGAGGAGGACGACGGGGACUCUUACCCAUUCUUGGGUGACUUGCGGAAACACUCCUACAGGGGUAGUGAUUUAGAGCUCGACAGUUCACCGCCCAUUGAUUGUAGUGUUCAAAACCAUCCUUUAUCUGACCAUGACCUCCCACUGUGUGAGAAAGAUCUGGCUCUCAGGCAGCCGAAUGAAGAUGAUGGACUGGCCUAUGACUCCAUGAAGUACACGCUAGUGGUGGAUGAAAACACCACACUGGAACUUGUUAGCCUCAGAAGGUGCACCUCCGUUCUGAGUGAUGACAGUGAGCUCUCCACGCUAUGUGAUGAGGAGCCGUUGGGAACGGCAGAGGUGGACUACGGUCAUGAUGAGGAGGAGGUGAGGCCAGAACUUCUCAGUUCUUCUGAGGACUCCUCCCCUGAGGCUGACCUCCCAUUCUCCAAGAAGUUCCUCAAUGUUUUUGUCAACAGCACCUCCCGGUCCUCCAGCACAGAAUCCUUUGGACUUUUCUCCUGUACCAUCAACGGAGAGGAGAGGGACCAGACACACAGGGCAGUCUACAGGUUCAUUCCCAGACAUGCAGAUGAGCUGGAGCUGGAUGUUGAUGAUCCUUUAUAUGUGGAGGAGGAAGAGGACGACUACUGGUACCGAGGCUACAACAUGCGGACAGGGGAGAGGGGCAUCUUCCCUGCUUUCUAUGCCCAUGAGGUCAUAGGCCAGUCUAAGGAGUUGUUGGGCAUGAAAAGGAAUCCAGCGUGGAUCGAGACGUUCAGCGUUCAGUUUUUGGGGUCUGUUGAGGUGCCUUAUCACCAAGGCAACGGCAUUCUCUGCGCCGCCAUGCAGAAGAUUGCGAUAUCGAGGAAACGGACGGUACAUGUGCGACCUCCUUCCCUGUGCGAGUUGGAGAUUAGCUUGCAAGGAGUGAAACUGAUCAUGAGCCUGGAGGAUGAAUAUGACACCCUCGACGAGUACGACAGAUGUAGUCACUUCUUCCAGAUGAAGAACAUCUCGUUCUGUGGAUGCCAUCCGAGGAACAACUGCUACUUUGGCUUCAUCACUAAGCACCCGAUGCUGAACAGAUUUGCUUGCCACGUGUUUGUAUCCCAGGAGUCCAUGCGACCUGUAGCAGAGUGUGUUGGACGAGCCUUCCAGGAGUACUACCAGGAACAUCUGGAGUACGCCUGCCCCACUGAGGACAUCUACCUGGAGUAAGAAGUGUUGCCAUGACGACCACCU